AUGCAGGCCCUCAAGCUUGCCCGCAAGUACCCCAACUUCUCGCAGGAGCAGAUGAUCCAGCUCGUCGAGCAGUUCAACCAGAUCGACCUCGACUCGACCGGCCGCCUCCCGAAAUCGACCGUCCUCACCGCCCUCUCGACCAACGCCCAGGCGAGCUCACCCGCGGGCAAGUACACGUACGACCAGGUCCGCGAGACGCUCAAGACGGUCUCGAUCGACUCGUCGGGCCAGGUCGAGCUCGACGACUUUGUCGACCUCGUCGACAAGCUCCGGUCGGGCGCCGGCGCGACGGCGGGCCAGGUCCACCGCGGUGGAGCGCUGAGCGGGCUCAUGGGCGCCAACGCGGGCGCAGGAGCUGGAGCCGGCGCAGGAGCAGGAGGUGCAUCGGCGGCAACAGGCGGAGCGUCGGGCGGAGGAGGAAAGGUGCUCGUCAAGGGCAGCAACACCAACAUCACGCACUCGAUCAACGAGGACGAGCGCACCGAGUUCACGCGGCACAUCAACCAGGUCCUCGCGGGCGAUGCCGACAUCGGCGACCGCCUGCCCAUCCCGACCGACACGUUCCAGAUCUUUGACGAGUGCAGGGAUGGACUGCUCCUCGCCAAGCUCAUCAACGACUCGGUGCCCGACACGAUCGACGAGCGCGUCCUCAACAAGGCCAACAAGAAGGCGCCGUCGGCCAUGCCGUCGGCCAAGUCGAAGGCGACGCUCAACAACUUCCAGAUGACCGAGAACAACAACCUCGUCAUCACGUCGGCCAAGUCGCUCGGCCUGUCGGUCCUGUACCGCCUCCUCGAGGACGACGAGACGCUCGAGCAGUUCCUCCGCCUGCCGCCCGACCAGAUCCUCCUCCGCUGGUUCAACUUCCACCUGAAGGCCGCCAACUGGCCCAAGCGCGUCGCCAAUUUCAGCAAGGACGUCGCCGACGGCGAGAACUACACCGUCCUCCUCAACCAGCUCAAGCCCGACGAGUGCUCGCGCGCGCCGCUCCAGGAGCAUGACCUGCACGCGAGGGCCGAGAAGGUCCUGCAAAACGCCGACGCCAUCGGCUGCCGCAAGUACCUGACACCGUCGUCGCUCGUCGCCGGCAACGCCAAGCUCAACCUCGCGUUCGUCGCCAACCUGUUCAACACGUGGCCCGGCCUCGAGCCGCUCGAGGAGAACGAGCGCCCCGUCAUCGAGGACUUCGACGCCGAGGGUGAGCGCGAGGCGCGCGUCUUUACGCUGUGGCUCAACUCGCUCGACGUCGACCCGGGCGUGUACGACCUGUACGAGGACCUCAAGGACGGCAUCGUGCUGCUGCAGGCGUUCGACAAGGUCAUCCCGGGCUCGGUCACCUGGCGGCGAGUCGCCAAGUCGCCCCUGCCCCUGUCGCGCUUCAAGGCCGUCGAGAACACCAACUACGUGCUCGACCUCGCGCGCCAGGGCAACAUGCACAUCGUCGGCAUCCAGGGCGCCGACCUCGUCGACGGGCAGCGCACCCUCACGCUCGGCCUCGUGUGGCAGAUGAUGCGCCGCAACAUCCUCAGCACGAUGGCGAGCUUGAGCAAGGGCGGUCGCGACGUGUCGGACAGCGACAUUGUCAAGUGGGCCAACACGCAGGUGCAGCAGGCGGGCAAGCGCUCGUCGAUGCGCAGCUUCAAGGACCCGAGCCUCAAGGACGCCAAGUUCUUCCUCGACCUCCUCGACUCGCUCAAGCCGGGCUACGUCGACUACUCGCUCGUGUACGACGGCCGCAACGACGAGGAGUGCAAGGCCAACGCCAAGCUCGCCAUCUCGAUCGCGCGCAAGCUCGGCUCGCUCAUCUUCAUCGUCCCCGAGGACAUUGUCGACGUCCGCCCUCGCCUCGUCCUCACGUUCUGCGCCGCCCUCAUGGCGCUCCAGUCGGGCGGCAUGCACUAAUCGCUCGAAAGGUCGUAGUAGUCUCUCCCUGUUGUGCAAAAGGAACGGUUCUCGCUCUCU
Rhodotorula graminis WP1 is the source of this 1962-nucleotide messenger RNA. RefSeq lists its product as uncharacterized. The transcript is spliced from 10 exons. Gene Ontology annotation, biological process: actin filament bundle assembly; actin filament network formation. NCBI's taxonomy places the organism in Eukaryota, Fungi, Basidiomycota, Microbotryomycetes, Sporidiobolales, Sporidiobolaceae. Gene Ontology annotation, molecular function: actin filament binding. The coding region runs from base 1 to 1902 and encodes 633 amino acids. Gene Ontology annotation, cellular component: actin filament; cytoplasm; actin filament bundle. The record is from RefSeq and is a predicted model, not a curated record.